This is a messenger RNA of Eremothecium gossypii ATCC 10895, 726 nucleotides long. It is a transcript of the gene NRK1, whose product is annotated as ribosylnicotinamide kinase. The transcript has a single exon. The record is from RefSeq and is marked provisional. Bases 1 to 726 code for a protein of 241 amino acids. Lineage: Eukaryota; Fungi; Ascomycota; Saccharomycetes; Saccharomycetales; Saccharomycetaceae. Gene Ontology annotation, cellular component: cytoplasm.
AUGACCUCGCAGUUGGCAGGCUUUAAGGGAACCAGGGGCACUCUUCUGGUAGGAAUAGGCGGAUGCUCAUCUUCCGGUAAGAGUACGAUAGCAAAACUGGCUGUCCAGGUCCUGGAGGACGCUGUACUUGUCCACCAGGACGACUUCUAUAGGCAUGACGACGAGGUUCCGUUCGACGAGGAGUACCAGAUAGGGAAUUGGGACGUGCCCGAGGCCCUCGACAUGGCGCAGUUUGAGCGGGAGCUGGACCACAUCCGGGCGACCGGUCGGCCUGCGGCGAAGCUCGUGCACAACGGAAAUAUUGACGACGUAGGCAAGUUCGGGAUAUCCGAGGAGUACCUGGAAGAGCUCCGGAGACGGUACCGGGGCCGCAUCUCACAGCCUGUGGUGCUGGUGGACGGGUUCAUGUUGUACCACGACGACAAGGUGGCCGCGCGGUUCGACUGCCGCCUGUUGGUGCGCGCACCCUACGCCACGAUGAAGGCCCGGCGCGCUUCGCGCGGCGGAUACAAGACGUUGGACUCAUUCUGGCAGGACCCGCCGUUCUACUUUGACAAGUUUGUCUACAAGUCGUACGCUGCCACGCAUGCGCGCCUGUUUCGGAACUGCGAUGUAGAAGAUCGCCUUGUGGCGCCGGACGUACAGGAGAUCUACAACGGCGAUGAGGCGCAAAUCACGUGCGUUCUGGAGCAGGUACUCGAUGCCAUUGCAGCCGCGCAGUGCUAG